Amorphotheca resinae ATCC 22711 is the source of this 5005-nucleotide messenger RNA. RefSeq lists its product as hypothetical. NCBI's taxonomy places the organism in Eukaryota, Fungi, Ascomycota, Leotiomycetes, Helotiales, Amorphothecaceae. The transcript has 3 exons. The coding region runs from base 1 to 4761 and encodes 1586 amino acids. The record is from RefSeq and is a predicted model, not a curated record. Gene Ontology annotation, molecular function: protein binding.
AUGCCAGGCCGUAUGUUGAUUAAAAGCUUUCGGCGCAAGGAUAUCAAAUUGACAUCCAUCACCCACCCUACCCGGAAUAGCGCAUUUGCAUUUGAAGAGGCUCGCGCCAGUAAGACCAGCACUGUCACCGACGAUGGGGUGGAUAAUCCGAAAGGCCCCCUCGGAUUGAAUCUCCUCCACUCUCCCUCGGAGCCUCUCAUCGAUUUCAUUUUCGUGCACGGCCUCGGCGGCGGCUCCAGGAAAACAUGGAGCAAGACGAGCUCGAUUACGCACUAUUGGCCGCAGGAAUGGCUUCCCAAAGAUCCCGCCUUCAAGAAUGUGCGAGUGCACAGCUUUGGGUAUAAUUCAGACUGGGUCAAGAGCAAAGAUAACUGCCUGAACAUCCAUCACUUCGGCAAGUCGUUGCUUGGCGAAAUGAGCACGUCUCCGUAUCUGGGUGAUGCAGACCUGCCAAUCGUGCUCAUAGGUCAUAGCAUGGGAGGCUUGGUUAUCAAGCAAGCCUACAUGCUGGCAAGGCAAGAUCCAGCGUAUGAGACUCUGGCAAAACGAUUUCACACAAUCUACUUCCUUGCAACGCCCCACAGAGGUUCUGAUUCGGCCAAGCUCUUGAACAAUAUCCUUCAGAUCGCCUACUCGACCCGUGCCUACGUUGCAGACCUUGAACGGGGCUCCGGCGCUAUACAAUCUAUCAACGAUGAGUUUCGUAAAUAUUCUGCCGACAUAGAUCUCUGGUCGUUCUACGAGACUCAGAAACUCAGUAUGGGAUUCUUCAGUACCCUCAUUGUUGAUCCUGAUUCGGCUACGCUAGGAUAUCGAGAAGAGAAGCAGAUGCCAAUGAAUGCUGAUCACCGUUCAAUCUGCAAGUUCGAGGCACCAACAGACCCAAACUAUGUAAUCCUUCGCAAUACACUUGCCUCUACGGUUAAGAUGGACCUCGCUAAGGAGUUUGCAGUGCUAAAAUCAAAAGAAAAACUACGGCGCAGCCAGGUUAAGGACCUGCAGAAGUACUUGGGGGUGUCCGAGGACCUAGAAGAUGACCUCAUCACCGUUGAAGAUGCCCGCAUGUCCGGAACAUGCGAAUGGUUCUCAACGAAAAGGAGUUACCUGAAGUGGAGGGACUUUGCCCCAGAUGCUCCAAGUAUACUCUGGGUUAGUGGAAAACCAGCGGCUGGCAAGUCUGUUCUCGCAGGCUAUGUUGUUGAUCAGCUACGAAAACCUAAUGCAAACUGCAGCUAUUUCUUCUUCAAAUACGCGGACAAGUCCAAAUCGCGGCUUAGUACCUGUCUCCGGUCCCUGGCUUUCCAGAUGGCUUGUACGAAUGUGCAAGUUCGAGAGACGCUCUUAGAGAUGCAAAAAGAUGAUAUAGAGUUCAAUAAUGACAACGAACGCACUUUAUGGCGGAAAUUGUUCUUAUCCGGCAUCUUCCAAACGGAAUUUCCCAGGCAUUACUGGGUAAUUGAUGCCCUAGAUGAAUGUGAGGAUUUUACUUCUCUUUUCGAUCUGAUGCUGGCCAAGCUCGAUAAAUCGAUACCGUUAAGAAUCUUAAUCACAAGUCGAGAAACUUCCGAGCUAGAAAAGCGUUUUUCCAAUCUCGACACUCACCUAUUUCAAUCUGAACGGAUCUCAGCAGAGGAUACUCUUCCUGAUAUUAGACUCCUGGUUGAGGCGAAGGUAAAGUCUCUAUUCGUGGAGAACAACGAGGAACCUGCUGCCCUAGUGGAAAAGGUCCUGGAAAAAUCCAAAGGAUCUUUCUUAUGGACGGUCUUGGUUCUUAACGAGUUAUCAAAUUCCCACGGUGAGGAAGAGGUCAACCAAGUUCUCGACGACGUUCCUCGAGAUAUGGAAUCCCUAUAUCGGAGAGCACUGGAAUCAAUGUCACAAGCCACACGCGGGAAGAAGCUCGCUAAAGCAAUUCUCACUUGGGCAACAUGCGCAACAAGGCCGCUGACGAUGAAGGAGCUAGAGGGAGCUUUGAAACUAGAUGUUAAGGACAACUUCCUCAAGCUGGAGGAGAGCAUUGCGGCGCUAUGUGGCCAGCUGGUAACUGUUGACAAGUUUGGCAAAGUGCAGAUGGUGCAUGAGACGGCCAGAGAAUUCCUACUAAACGACGAUUUGGAAUCCGAGUUUGCCAUCAACGAGACAGAGGCACACACGCAGAUCGCUAGAGCAUGUCUCACAUACCUCACCGGUGAGGAGAUGAAACCUCCUCGAACCAGCAGACGUGGUUCUGCCAUGAUUACCGCAGGAAAAAGGGCCGAGUUUUCACUCUAUGUCUGUGCAGCAUUCUCAUAUCAUCUAGCCAAGGCUGAUCCCCUUGCAAACGAUAUAUUGGUUCUUGUCGAUAAGUUUCUGAAGUCGAAUGUCCUGUCGUGGAUAGAGGUUAUUGCCCGAACACAAAAUCUCAUCCCUUUGAUCCGCGCCGCGAAGAACUUCAGGAUAUAUCUCAAUUCGUGUGCCGCGCAACGGUCACCGCUUGACGGGGAAGUUCAAACGAUCAGAGGCUGGACGACGGAUCUCAUCCGUAUUGCAGCGAAGUUUUCUGAUGCUCUCGUAGCAUCACCCUCGGCUAUCUACUCGCUCAUCCUGCCAUUCUGUCCUACGGAGUCUACGGUGUACAAAACCGCAAAACACGGGGGGAGGCUCUCGGUAGUGGGAUUUUCAAAUACUCAGUGGGAUGACCGAAUGUCUUGCAUCGACUUCCACCAGGGCCAGACGAGUGCUGUUUGCCACGGAGAUGAAUUCUUUGCCGUGGGCCUGACUACCGGAAAAGUCGCCCUUUACCAUGCGACAUCCUGCCAAGAAUACAAAGUUCUGAUUCACGGCGAGUUCGUAAGAUUUCUGCAAUUUAAGAGCAAGACGGCUUUGAUGGCAUCUUGCGGCAUGAAGACGAUUCGAAUCUGGGACAUUCAUAGCGGCGAAAUAAUUCACAGUUUCCAAGCCCCGCAACAGCCUAUGGGUCUGGCAUUUGACAGGAACCUGCUAAUAGUCCCAUCCUAUAAGAACUACCUGGCAUCGUGGGAUCUAGACAAUGACGGAGCCCAGCGACCUAACAGGUCGUGGAACGACUCGGGCGAACGCAUGAACACGCCGUCAAAUCGUUCGCCUUGCGCCAUAUCGAUUUCCGUAAGCCACAAAAUGCUGGCUGUCGCUUACAUCGGACGACCGAUAAUGCUUUGGGACCUGGAGGAAGAUAUGUAUUACGGCAGCUGCGGGCUGAAACUGCCUAGUGGUGAAACGAGUACACAUCUGGUCACCGGUCUCGUUUUCAAUCCCAAUCCAACCAUUGACCUUCUCGUCGCGUCUUACCACGAUGGCGAACUCGUACUCCUUGAUCCAUUUGAUGACCGGGUCUUGAAGAGCUUCCGUGCAGACUGUCAUCCGCUCGCGGCCAGCCCAGACGGGCGCCUGCUUGCAGGUGGCGCCGGGUUUGGGAUAAUCCAUAUCUACGAAUUUGACACCCUGAGGUUGCUCUACCGGAUCAAAUCUUCCAACUUCUACAUCAGGCAGCUGGCCUUUAGCAGAGACAGCCUCCACUUUGCCGACAUUAGAGGAUCACAAUGCAACGUCUGGGAGCCCGCGGUCCUGUUUCGGGACUUCGUGGGCGGCGACAGCAAGGAAGGUACAUCCACGUCCUUCGAGUCUGUCGCGUCGGACCCUAAGGUCAAAAUCAGCAUCAGCGCCAUGGUCUUGCAUCCCAAGGGAGAUGUCAUAUUCUGCGGCAAGGAUGACGGGUCAGUCUCCCUGUACGACUUGAAGACUGGAAACCAGCUGCGGAUGCUUUACCGCCACAAGACACUGGUCCGUAUCCUUACUUUGUGGCCACAAAGUAGUAUCAUCAUGAGCAUCGAUUUAUCAAACAAGAUUUUCGCAUGGAAUCUGAAGAAGUCUCAGAAGGACGGAUGGGUGGCUGAGGAGAUAUUAUUUCAAUCUCGCCUGGACUGUGCGAAGUCCAUCAUUCAAGUCUUACCGGGCGAGGCAGCCGGUAAAUUCAUCUUGUCGACCCGGGAAUCGGACCACCUCUGGAGCAUCGAUGGCCAGCAGGAGAGCGUGCGGACAUACUCAGACAGACAAGGGAUCCGGAAAUGGAUCCAGCACCAGCAAUCGCCUCUUCAUGUGAUCUGCAUCGAAGGUGCAUCCGCUCGCAUCUAUGCCUGGAGCGACUGGUCAGAAAUCGCAUUCGUGUCCCUCGCCACUGACAUGACGGGACUGCAGUUGAAGAGCGUCACCCCCUACAUAUCGGGCCAAAGACGACGGAUCCUUCUCGAGCUGUCCGAGCUCGAUGGCUCGGCAGAGACGCGCGGCCUGCACCUCCUCGACGCAGCGUCUUUCAGCAUCGAGAAUAAUCCCGGAAAGGAUGCCGUUUCCGAAGCAGCCAAUGUCGGGAAGGAUGCCGACACUAUGUUAAUUAGGGAGGAAGCCACAGCAGCAGCAGUCUCGAACCCGCUUCUUGGCCCACAGCUCGCCGCCCUCGCCCACUGCGUCGCUCACGUUAUUGGCCUCGAUGCUACCGGCAAGCUCGUCUUCCUCGACACCCGUUCAUGGGUCUGCUCCGUAGAUCUCGAGGGCCUUGGCAACAGCUCGGUAUUGUACUCAAGGCAUUUCUUCGUGCCGUACGACUGGUUCUCCGGGAUCAGGGAUGUCAUCUGUGCGGUGGCGCAGGGAGACAUCCUGUUUGCACGGAAUGACAACGUUGCGAUCGUCAAGGGCGGGCUGGAGUAUACGGAGAAGGUCAAUGCGGAGAUAGAGAGUGCAGAGACGUAGGAGACUAAGGGGUUGCUUGCAGUUCCGGCCGGUGGGUAGGCGGUUGUCAAUCAGACGGACUCCUCGACUAGAGUCACCGAUGAUUUUAAAUCGAGCGCAUACAGCUGUGUGGAUGAUUUGUAUACGGGUACUUCAACUCAUUGCAUCCUUCAGAAGAUGGCUAAUCUGGCGGAGAAUACUACAGCAUUUUCGAGACUGUUGAGUCUUACAUUAAUUCCAUUGGCCACGGCCACUCGAAGAAUAG